This is a messenger RNA of Zingiber officinale, 624 nucleotides long. Its product is annotated as auxin-responsive protein SAUR72-like. The transcript has a single exon. NCBI's taxonomy places the organism in Eukaryota, Viridiplantae, Streptophyta, Magnoliopsida, Zingiberales, Zingiberaceae. The record is from RefSeq and is a predicted model, not a curated record. Gene Ontology annotation, biological process: response to auxin. The coding region runs from base 87 to 419 and encodes 110 amino acids.
GCAGGCGGAGUCGACGGGGCACAGUGAGCGGUGGCCGAUUCGUGCCGCGCGAGCCGCUGAGCGAUCUGAACCGUCGAAGCGAUACGAUGAGGCCGUCGCUGUGGCGGCCGGCGCGGGUGGCCGACUUCUCCUCAUCCUCGAAGCAGUGCGAGGGGUCGGCGGGGAUGGAGGCGGCGGCGACGGAGGGGCACGUCCCGGUGUGCGUGGGGGAGGAGAUGGAGCGGUUCGAGGUGCCGGCGGAGCUGCUGAGCCGCCCGGCCUUCGCGGCGCUGCUCAGCCGGUCGGCCCGAGAGUACGGCUACCAGCAGCGUGGCGUGCUCCGCAUCCCUUGUCCCGUCCCGCUCUUCCGCCGCCUCCUCCUCGCCGGAGGUGAGGCCGAGGCGGAGCUCCUCCGGGCCCUCCGCCACGAAGAGGAGUAAGCCGUGAACGAAUCGAAUGGUCGAACAGUGCACAGUGAGGGACAGUGAUCCAAUUUUUUUUUUUCGUUUUCUUUUAGACGAUUUAAAACUUUUUUUUUUUAAUCUUCUUCCCUCGUUGUGAGCUUCUAAUUAUUAAGAGUGCGAGCAAUAAUGAAAAUAUCUAAAUAAAAGUCAUGUCAUGUUCUUUAAUGGAACCGCUGCAAAA